Messenger RNA from Phaedon cochleariae (mustard beetle), 10309 nucleotides. The record is from the annotation of a GenBank genome assembly. NCBI's taxonomy places the organism in Eukaryota, Metazoa, Arthropoda, Insecta, Coleoptera, Chrysomelidae.
AUAUUUUUGUAAACAGAAAAAACUUUCUACAGGCACCUUUUUCGUUUGUUCUGGAAAUUGAAGAAACUGACAAAAUCAAGCAAUUUGGGACACCUUGUACACAUAAACUUAUGGAUUUGUAUUAUUUGCAUAUUGAUUCUGCCGACCAGUGAGUCAUAUUGAAGGAUUGUUCACGAUCGCUAGCAAGAAGGAAGUGUGGGGGUAUCUGAGGGAUACACAAAGAAAAAACCUCGUUGACUGGAUAAGAGAAUUGAAGGAAUACAAAAUGCCUGGACCACAAAACCAAUCAGUAUUGAUGACAAAUGGGAAUUACUGCAUUGAUCUAACCGAUGAUGACAAGGACGCUGACAACAUGACACAAAAACUCGAUGAUAUCCAAUUGAAAAAAGAAAAUGAUAGAUUGAGGUGUCAAGUGGAAGAAUAUAAGAAGAGGGAAGAAGCAUCUAAAAUGGAACAAAUGAAAGAAAAGGCAGAUCUAGUGAAUGCAAUGGAACAGUGCAAAAAAGAAAUUGAAGCAGCAAAACUGAAAGAAAUCAAUUCUCAAGUCAGAAUUCAGGAACUACAAAUAUCAUCGAACAAGAAAGGAUUGUGGUGCAUCAAACAGAGCUUGAAAGAUUGCCCCAAAGAGGGCGACUCUUAUUUCAUCAGACAACAAAACAUCAAAAUCGCCUUAUUAGAAAAUCAGAAUGCUGUUCAGAGGCGUUUACUUUCAGCGGAACAAAUCAAACAUCAUCUCCUUCAAAAACAAAUGGAGAAUAAUGAAAUCUGUAAAUCAGCCGACGAGGACGUCGGGAAACAGUUGGCCGAACUCCAAAUGAGAAAAGCCAGGGAAAAAGAGGUGGUUGAAACACUCGAAAAAACAAAAGAGUACGUCGUGGACUUGCACAAUCAAAUCGAUUUGCACAAAAAACAACUAAAUGAAGUAGAGAGCAGGAAAGACGAAUUGGAAGUACAGCUGAGAAACUUGCAGGAAGAGACGAUCGAUAUGAAACAAACGAAAUUGAUUGGGAUAAUAUCGACUUUCCUGCUCAUCCAUCCUUUCGGCAUCGGGUUUGAUAGUAUUUUCGAGUACGUCCAACGGCUCGAUGCUGGUGUUAGCAAAGAAGACGUUGAGUAUCUGUUGAUGAGGUGCUGCAGUCUUUUCAGAUUCGAUCCUGGUAAAGGAUGGACAUUGAAUACAUUCUCUUCCGGUAACCAUCCCACUAAAGGAACUCCUCAUACGCCACAACAGAAAUCAGAACUUAUUCAAAACUCCGAAAUAACUGCUGAAGACGAAACUCCUAAAUUUGACACGGGAAAAAGAAAAGCAACAACUGAUUUGGGAGAUCUUCCAAAAGCUCAUAGUUUGUGUGCGAAAAAAACGAGAUGGAAAGAACUACAGCGAUUGAAAUAUAUCAUGGAUAAUGUCAAGAAAAAAAGGUGGUCUCUGGGAUUCGAGAGGCGAAUUCAAGAUUUCCGAAGCCCAAACGCUUCUUCCACUAAACGAAAACGCAAAAUUAUGAGAAUUUCCAAGACAGAGAACUGGAAGCUCUCAAUUCCUCCCAUAGAUCCGAGAAGACUCAAAUGGUUGAGAGAAAACGUUCCUGUUCCCGAAAAAUUCGCUGAAGAAUUCAUCUUGGAAAAGCAAGGAUCAGCUCUAGAAUUUCCAAACGACGAUAAUUUCAGAAAAGAACCAGGAAAUUCCAGACGAAAACUGGAUUGGGAGUUACCUGUUCAUGUUCAUGCACUAGAAAACGAUUUCAAAACUGAUGUAGUCGAUUCAAGUGCUAAGAAUUCGGGAAAAAAUUACACCCACAGUCCAGCCAGUAACAAAGUUGUUACACCAGAAAGUGUCCCUCUGGAAUAUACUACUGAAAAUCUGAAGAAAAUGUUCAAGUCUGAUAAAGAUACCCCAAUCGUAGAGACAUCAAUUUUGAAUUCAACAAAUUGUGCACCAGAUAAAAAAUGUGGAUCGUCAAAUUACAAAAUAAAAGAAGAAUCCUUAAAUCAUACUCCAAAUGCAACUGCGAAAAGAAUGGAAGAUGAAGUCUCAGCUGCUCAAGGAUCAGAUUCAGAAAAGCUAGAAUCAUGUCAAGAUUACUCCGACAUCUCUGAUGACGAUUUGAAUGUUUCUGUAAGGGAUUCAACAAGUUGUAGCCUCGAUAUUUCCGGAGAAGAUUCUGUUGACGUCAAAAUGUCGAUGAAUCACCAGAAGCCCAAACCCUACUCACACUUUUCCACUGCAGAACAAAAAAUCGCAGACAUUGCAGUACCCGAACUUCUAGCCAAAACUGCCAAGUCCUAUGUUAAUAUUGCCAAGAGUAAAGAAGAAUAUUCGACAGUGCCAUUUAUACCGAUAAACGAAUUGAAGCGUCUGAAGUACAUCUACGAUAACUUCAAAGAUGCAGCUUCUUGGUCUCCUGAGUUCAUGAGACGAAUACAAGAGUUGCGAAGCUCAAAUGUACCUCUAAACUCUCCACAAUGUAAACUACUCAAGAUAUCUGAAACAAUGUCAUGGUUGGUCACGAUACCGAAAAUAUCACCAAAAAAAUUGAGAUGGUUAAAACGGACUGUACCAAUUCCUUUUAAAUAUCCUGAAGAGUUUAUUUUGGAAAAGCAAGGAUUAUCUUCAAUUCCUAAUUCUGACACUCCUACCGAUUUACUGCUUGUGGGUAAAAUUCAGCUUCAAAAAGAAGAUAUCCCAGAAACUAUUGAAAGCGAUAUUCAUGAAGUAGCAAGUGUCAAGGAGGAUGAAAACAUUUUUCCAGUGGAAAUUCUGAAAUCUGAAAGUGUCAAAAAGACACAAGAGGAUUCAAUGAACAUUUCAAAGUCUUUGGAAGAAGCAAACAAAAACAAGCAAGUUCCAAACAAUUCACAUUCUGGAUUUAGCUCACUCGAAGAAGAAUACAGAUUCGCUCGGAUUCUAACCAGAUUCAACAAGUCACACAUUUGGUCUCCAGAAUUGAAAAAACGCCUACAAGAAUUCAUAGCUCCUGAUGCUGAUAACAAAAACCUAUUCAGACUGAAAAUGAAUUCGUCUAUCGGCACCAUUGUUGAGGUGUCGUAUUAUCCUUUGACAGCAGAGGAAAUCAAGGCCUUGGACGGAGUGAACAUUCCAGAUAAAUUUCCGGAAGAGUACAGAAUGGAAAAAGACUCAGCUAGAAAAGUUGAUAGCCCUGAAAGAUGGUUGUUCACACCUGAGGGGAGACAGCGUUUAUCUAAAAUGAAGAUAUCUAAUAACUGGAAACAAUGGUCUCCUGAAUUGAGGAAAGCUUUGGAAACAUUGAGACCUACGAAUUGUUUGAAAGGCUACAGGUCGCACUUGUAUGGUCCUGAUGGUACAUUCAAACGGAUCGAUCUUCCUCCAGUUACUCAUGAAGAGCUAGGCAAAAUCAGUAAAGUUGUCAUCCCGGAAAAACUCUUGGAGGAGUAUAUCAAUGAAAUUAGUGGAGAGCCUGACUUGAUCAGCAAUAAAGAUAGAUCUUUCGAUAAAACCGAGGAAAAAGAGUCUUCUGAUCUCGUAGAUGAAAAAAGCACUUCAAGCACUCAUAAGGUCUGCUUACAUUUGAAAAUCGAUCAUAAAAGCGUGAUGAAUGACAUCGAUAACACUAUCGAUGAAGUUCAAAAAUUUCUCAGUAAAAGCAAAGAGAUUGCAGAAAAUAAAAAAAUAUCGGAUGAGUCUAUCCCCAAGAAUCUAUCCAAAGAUCUGCCCCAGUCUUCUGCAAUUGGAGCAACUAAAAAAAGAAAAGCGAUUGACACUGAAGAUGAAAGUAGAAUGUCUAUAAAGAGAAGGGCAGACAAUCAAACUAGAAAAUUAAGGGUAAAUGAAGAUACUGAAAUGCCCCAUGUUGAAACUCCAAAAUUAACAAUGGACGACAAAAUGAUGUGUACAGAAAAAAAUUGCACACCAGACACUGGAGAAAUCAUUGAUGCAGGUUUCACGAUUCCCUUACACAUACAAAGUGUUACUGAUAACUCGAGCAGGGUCAAAAGUAAAUCACCUAGGAGUGAAAUAUUGGUUGACAAUGCAGAUGACGUUGAUAAACCAAGUCUGACCACGGACAUUGAAAAAUCUUGUGAAGACAUGAACAGCAGAAAAAACUGCACUGAAUCCAAUGGAGGAGGAAAUUUUACGAUAAUUCAUGAUGAUACACAGAGUGUCACUGGACAAUCAAAUAUGGUAUCAUCGAGAAGACAAUCAGAACACUGUUCUGGAAAAUCAGUAGAUAUCCACGAAAGGAUAACUCUUGAAGUUGAAAAACCAAAUUUGAACAAAGAUAUUAUAGAAAGGAUAUGUGAACUCCCAAGUAGAGAAAACAACAACACUCAGACCGAGAAAGAAGUAAUCGUUGAAAGUUCCACAAUAAUUUCAGGUGAUAUACAGGAGAACACUGAACAACCAGGCAUUCAAACUGAUCUGAAGUUGACCAUGAAUAGAAUAUUAGAUUCUUUGGGUCCGGAGAUUAUCAAAAAUUUAGAAGCAAUUCCUACCAUCAUAGGACCGAUAAAAACUUCAGCAAGUAAGAUAUCAUCGAGAAGAAGAUCAGAACAUUGUGUUAGAAAAUCAGUAGACGACAAAGAAUGGAUAGCUCCUGAAGUUGAAAAACCCAAUCUGAUCAAAGACAUGGAACUCCCAAGUAAAGAAAACAAUAACACUCAGACCGAGAAAGAAGUCAUUGUUGAAGGUUCCACAAAAAUUCCAGAUGAUAUACAGGGUAACACUGAGCAACCAGGCAUUCAAAACGAUCUGAAGUUGACCUUGAAUAGGAAAGUAGAUUCUCUGGGUCAGGAAAUUAUCCAAAAUUCAGAAGCAAUCCCUACCAUCGCAGGACCGAUGAAAACUUCCGGAAGUAAGAUAUCAUCGAGAAGAUCAGAACAUUAUGUUACAAAAUCAGUAGAAAACGAAGAAAGGAUAACUGCUCAAGUUGAAAAACCAAAUCUGAUCAAAUACAUGGAAAGGGCGUGUGAACUCCCAAGUAAAGAAAACAAUAACACUCAGACCGAGAAAGAAGUCAUUGUUGAAGGUUCCACAAAAAUUCCAGGUGAUAUACAGAGUAACACUGAGCAACCAGGCAUUCAAAACGAUCUGAAGUUGACCAUGAAUAGAAAAGUAGAUUCUUUGGGUCAGGAAAUUUCCCAAGAUUUAGAAGCAAUCCCUACCAUCUCAGGGCCGAUAGAAACUUCAGCAAGUAAGAUAUUAUCCAGAAGCAAAUCAGAACAUCAUGCUAGAAAAUCAGUAGACAGCAAAAAAAAGAAAACUCCUGAAGUUGAAAAACCAAAUCUGACGGAAGACAAGGAAAGGUCGUGUGACCUCCCAAGUAAAGAAAACAAUAACCCUCAGGUCGAGAAAGAAGUCAAUGUUGAAGCUUCCACAAUGAUUUCAGGUGAUAUACAGGAAAACACUGAACAACCAGGCAUCCAACCCGAUCUGAAGUUGACCAUGAAUAGAGAAGAUUCUUUGGGUCAGGAGAUUAUCGGAAAUUCAGAAGCAAUCCCUACUUUCGUAGGACCAAUCAAAAAUGCAGCAAGUGAGAUAUCGAGAAGAAAGUCAGAACAUCAUGUUAGAAAAUCACUAGACAAAAAAGAAAAGAUAACUUCUGAAGUUGAAAAACCAAAUCUGACCAAUGCGUCGUGUGAACUCCCAAGUAAAGAUAACAACAACACUCAAAUCGAGAAAGAAGUAAUUGUUAAAGGUUCUACGAACAUUCCAGAUAUACAGGGUAACACUGAACAACCAGGCAUUCAAACUGAUUUGAAGUUGACCAUGAAUAGAGAAGAUUCUUUGGGUCAGGAGAUUAUCGGAAAUUCAGAAGCAAUCCCUACUAUCGUAAGACCAAUAGAAAAUAGAGCAAGUAAGAUAUCGAGAAGAAGGUCAGAAUAUCAUGUUGGAAAAUCCCUAGACAAAAAAGAAACGAUAACUUCUGAAGUUGAAAAACCAAAUCUGACCAAUGCGUCGUGUGAACUCCCAUGUAAAGAUAACAACAACACUCAAAUCGAGAAAGAAGUAAUUGUUAAAGGUUCUACGAACAUUCCAGAUAUACAGGGUAACACUGAACAACCAGGCAUUCAAACUGAUUUGAAGUUGAUCAUGAAUAAAACAAGAGAUUCUGUAAGUAAGGAGGUUAUUGAAAAUUCAGAAGCAUUCCCUACCAUCAUAGAACCGAUUAACAUUUCAGCAAGUAAGAUAUCAAAAAGAAAAUCAGACCAUCAUGCUAAAAAAUCAGUCAAAAACAAAGAAAGGAAAACGUCUCAAGAAAGGAGCCGCACUCAAUUUGACAAAGACGUAAAUAAUGAAGAUUCUAAAAGUACCGAUGAUAUACAGAGUGGCACUGAACAAGCAGACAAUCAAAAUCAUUCCUCUAACAUCAUAGUCCCGAUGAAACCUGCAUCAAGUAAAAUAUCAUCCAAAAGUAAAUCAAGAAAAUCAGUAGAAGACAAAGAUAGGAAAACUUCUGAAGAUGAAAUACCAAAUCUGACCAGCACUCAAAUCGAUAAGGAACCAAUUUUUAAAGAUUCUACAAUAAAUCCAGAUGAUAAACAGGCUGAAAGUGUUCAACCAGGCGAUCAAAAUGCUCUGAGGUCAAAUAAACAUGAAGAAAGGGAGGCAUGGGAUCAGAACAUUUCAAAAAAUGUUACAGAAUCUUCUACCGUCUUAGGGCAGAUGAAACUUGCAUCAAGUAAAAGAAGAAUAUCAGAUCAUCUUGCUAGAAAAUCGAUAGAAGAUAGGAAAACUCCUGAAUAUGAAAAACUAAAUCUGACCAAAGAUGCAAAAUCCUGUGGACCUAAAAACAAAGAAGAAAACAGUACUCGAACCGGUAAUGAAGCAGAAGAUUCUUCAAGAAAUCCAGAUCUACAAGGUGACACUGCUCUAAGGUUGAACACAAAUAGAGAAAGAGAGGCACUGGGUCAAGAUAUUUUCAAAAAUAGAACGAAAUCUUCCACCAUCGAAGGCCAGAUGAAACCUGCAUCAAAUAAGAAGAGAAAAACAGAUCAUUCUGCUAGAAGAUCACUAGACAGCAAAGAUAGAAAAACUCCUGAAGAUGAAAAAUCAAACAAAGAUGAAACAACCAGUGAAUCUGCGAAUAAAAGAAGAAACAGCUUACUGAUCAGUGAACAAAAUAUCGUGGCAGUUUCUACAAUCCCUGUGGAAUUACAGAGUGACUCUGAUAAAUCAAACAAUUCGAAAAAUCACGGACCGAACCUGAAUGAAAAAAAGGUGAACCAAAAUAAUAUUGAAAAUGUCCCGAUGAAAGUGUCAUCCAAAAGAAAAUCAGAUCAUACUAGAAAAUCGGUAGAAAAUAAAGAUGGGAAAGCUGCUGAAGACAAAAAACCAAAAUCAAUUAAAGACAAUAAAAAAUCUUGUGAACCAACGAAUAAAGAGAAAAGCAGAACUCAAAUCGGGGAAGAAAUUGUUUCAGGUUCUACAGUGCCCGUCGACAUACCAGGCUUGAAUAAAAAAAUACUGUCAUCAGGUCAAGAAAUUAUUGAAAACGUCACAGGAUCUCCCAAAACUUCAGUGCCUAUAAUACCAGCAGCAAGCAAAAUAUCAAGAAGAAAAUCAGAGCAUGCUAGAAAAUCGGUGGAAAAUAAAAAUCGGAAAACCCCUGACGUUGAUAAAUCAAAUUUAGCCAAAGACAAUAAGAAAAACUAUGAAAAUAAAGAAAGAACCAGCAAACCAAUCAAUGAAGAAACUGUUGUUACAGGUUCUACAAUUUCCUCAAAUAUACAGGGUCCCACUAAACACUCUGAUGGUCAAAAUGAUCCAAAGUUGAACAUAAACAGUAAAACAGAGUCAUUAGGUCAAAAAAAUAUCAAAUCUUCCAUUACAGUUCCGAUGAAAUCUGCAGCUAGCGAAAUAUCAAAGAGAAAAUCAGACUAUGUAAGGAAAUCGCUAGAAAAUAAAGAUCGGGAAUCUACUGAUGUUAAAAAAAUAAAGUCAUUGAAAGACAAUCACAAAUUAUUAGAUAGAAAUAUAAGCAAAAAUGAGUCAUUCGGUCAAGACCUUAUAAAAAAUAUAAAAGAAUGUGCAGCAGCCAGAAGGAAAUCACACCAUCAUGAUAGAAAAUCUUCAAAGAAUAAAGAGAGAAAAUCAUCUAGCAAUGAAAAACCAAAUGUAACCGAAGAUAACAAAGAAAGCCAUAAAUCCACAAACACUCCAACCCUGAAAGACAAUAAUGUGGCAAGUUCAGACCGAAAUUCCGUAAAUAUUCAGGGUGACACAGAAAACACUGUCAGUCUGAAUAAUCCAGAAUCAAACAAGAAUACAAAAAUUGAGUUCCUAGGCCAAAAAUGCAUUGAAACCUCUAUGGAACUUCUGAUGAAACCUGAAACGAUUAAGAUAUCCAAAAGAAAAUCAGACCAUGAUGAUAAAAAAUCGGUCCGGAGUAAAGAUAGGAAAAAAUAUAAAGUGGAAAACCCAGCUAAAGAUAAUAAAGCCAUCGCUGGAUCCACAAUAAUUAACACUGAGCAAACAGACAUUCAGAAGGAUCCAAGCCUGAACCUUAAAAAGAGUAAAGACUCAUUGGUUAUAGGAAAUGAAACAAAAAAAUCUACUGUUCAAUUUCCGAAAACAAUGGAAUCAAAGAAUGGUCAAGAAGCUCAACAAGGUCCUGGUAAAAGUGAAGAAACAGUGAAAAAAUCAAAAAACAAACAUUCUUCAGACAAAGUGAAUGAACGACCAAGUAAGAUACUCAAGAAAGUUGAAAGCAAGUCUAGAAGUUCUGAGCAUAACAAGAAGAAUCCUGUAGUCGGCAAAGAUAUGCCCAAUAUUGGCAUUCAAGACGCUGAAAAAAGUAAAGAGAUUGACAAUGAAGCCGAACACAGGUCUACCAAAAGAAAAUCGGACAAUGAAGCCGGAACAUCGGAAGAAAAAAAAGAUACGAAAAAACCCAACAUUGAAAGAAGCGAUAGAAACGAGCUCAAAAAUAAGGAAAAUAUUUGUACUGCGUCCACUGAAGAAAUAAUUACAGCAGGUUCUAAAACCCCUGUACAAAAACAUGGUGACACUGAUUAUCUGAGCAAACAGAGAGACCAAAUAACACCCAAAGAGCCUGAAAUAAAUCCAAACAGAGAAGCCCCUUCAGAAAGUGAGAAGAAUAUAAUCGAAAGUGAUGUGAUUCCAGUAGAAAUAAAAAUUGAACCCGCAGAUAUCGAAGAUGCCAAAAAUAAUCAUGAUGAGGGAAUAAACAAAAUCACAAUUACUGUUGAAGAUAUUAUGAAUAAUUCCUUGCACAUUAAAAAUGAACCAGAUGAUAAUUCUAAAGCAAUAAAAAGUGCCUCAGUAACUGAUCAAAAUAAAAGCGGAAAUGUUGAGAAAACAUCUACAGUUUCUAAAGAAAAAACAACCACCAAAGUGCCAUGUAGUGAGUUAGGCAUACAACAAGAAGUCAAUAAAAGUACUACGACUUCAAAUGGAAUUCAUACUCCCUUACAACAGGAUAGCAAUAAAAGAAAAUCAAGUGAUAAAUCCUCCAAAACGGAACGUGAUAAUCAGUCUGGCAAAAAUGAGAAGAAGUCUGAAAAAUGUCCUUCAGAAGUAACGAAACCUGCUGCAGUAUUAAUUAACAAUGAACAGUCUGUUACCAAAGACCUUCCUAGAGGCAGUAAUAAAGAACCCGAAAAAAGUAAAGGGCAUCAAACAGAUGAGGGCGAAAAUGAGCCUGAAAGGCAUCCAGAUAACCCAGCUGCAGAAGCAAUGAGCUACGAACACUCUGUAGCAAAUGAACUCCCCAAAGACAUAAAGGAUUUCGAGAUGCUACCCAAGGAUGUACAGGAUCUCCUAGUGGAAUUUGAACACUCCAGCCACCUCCAAUCUGAAAAUGUUACCCAGAAUCCACGCAUUUCAAAACAAACCCACAAGACUUCAGGAAAACCGGAAGAAAAUGGUGAAGCUAUAGUUAAGCAAGAACCAACUGACUCCGGGGAACCAACACAGGCUGUACCAUGUGUGGUUAAGCAAGAACCGUCUCCAUUGGGGGUUAAGGAAGAACCACCUGAACUUGAGGAACCAGUAGAACCUGCACCGAUCCAAUCGUCCAAAACGUUGCUGGAGUUGUCAGAAAAUACUCAGGUUAUCAGGAACGAGUUGGACGAUCUGUUGGGCGGUUCGUCUACUAAAGAAAUAUGUGAUACUUAUUGGUCUUCUCGAGACCUGCAAAGACUUUCUGGUGAUUUUAUUCUCGAAGAUUAUCACUAGCCGCCUUUACUAUUAAGCUGUAUAUUUUGUAUAAAGAAUACAUUUUUUUAUUUUGUAAUACCAAUUUUUUCCUCUACUAUUUCAAUAUAUCCUUGUACAUUUUUCAUUUACAACAUUAUACAUAUUUUACAAGGA